Austrofundulus limnaeus is the source of this 1496-nucleotide messenger RNA. RefSeq lists its product as uncharacterized. NCBI's taxonomy places the organism in Eukaryota, Metazoa, Chordata, Actinopteri, Cyprinodontiformes, Rivulidae. The record is from RefSeq and is a predicted model, not a curated record. Gene Ontology annotation, molecular function: catalytic activity.
GAAGGAAGCCCAUCCUGGAGCUGUUUCAGUCUCGAGGAUUUUCACAGCUGAUCACUGCUGCCACAACAGACAAGAACACACUGCUUGACCUUGUUUUUAUUUCUCAGCCACAGAGAAGCCUCCAUUCUGGUGUCAUGAGAACGUAUUACAGUUACCACAACCCUGUUUUCUGUGUGCUGUCCUCCAGCCUGUCAUGAAGAGGUCAGGUGAGACUUAAAGAUCAUGGAACAUGUUUGGUACUGACUUUACUGUUUGUUGUGCAGAUCAGGAGAGUUUUAUUGUCUUUAAAGCUGCUUAAAGAGGUAAGAAGUACAGUGAAUGUUUUUCUUUUGAAAUAUGUGUUAAAGAAAUCUGAUUGGGGUCACAGGUCAGCUGUUCAGUUUCUGGAUUAAGAUUUGAUUUAGGUACACAUUUCUAAUCUGUAACACAAAGUUUUAUAGGUCAUAAUUCUCUUUAUAGAUUAAUAUACUUUUCAGAUAUGAAGUUUCUCAGAUGUUAAGUUUUUCAGAUAUUGUUAAGUUUUCCAUAAACAAAUGUUUUUUUGUAAAAUACCAGUCACUAAAGUUAUUAGUUUUUCAUGUAAAUAUAUUUUUGAAAAUAAUAUUUUCCAGAUACCACAGUCUUGAAUCAAAAUACAUUUAUUCAGAAAAUGCAUAUUUAACAAUUAAGACAUUUGAAAUGAUAAAAUAUACAUAAACACUAAUCUACAUUAUAGCUUGUUGAAACACAAUUUGGCCUGUGCAUUUACCUGGGUGGGUGGGUUUUGGGUGGGUAAAUGCACAGGCCAAAACAUCUUCAGCAGCUGUGAAACAGCUGCAAACAUCUACUAAAAAUACCAGCUGACACCCCACGUUAGAGCAGAUGGGAGGGGUGGAGAGGGUGGGGGGAGAUUAAUAAUUUAUUGUUUGAUACAUUUGCUGUAGACAGGAGAGCAUGUCUCUCCUGUCUCCUCUGAGACAACACAUCCAAGCUUCAUCAACAUCAACACAACAACAACACCUCAACAUGUUCAUGAACUGCUGGUCCAAACCCGACCCAUCAGAGCUGGACCACACAAGGACCACCCACCACAUAGAGACUGCUGCUCUACAACCUGCUAUCCUGAAUCAGAUGACACCUGUCAGCCAUCACCUGACCUACCUGAAGCUGCAACAUGUUGGUGUGAGUCCAGUCUUUGUUGUGUGAUGUCAGCUGGUAAAGAACAGGUUUUUCACAGAUGUGCACCUGAGGCCUAAUUAAAGCACAGAUCCAACAUGACUCCAGUGAAAAACUGUCAGGGAAACUGAAUCUGUUUAUUCAGAGAUGAUUUCUGAAUGAUGACAUCAAACCACAUCCAGUGAUGACAUCUUUCCUGUGUUUAUAUUCUCACCUGGGUAACACAGGUGGCGUGGAUUUAAGGAAACCAAAAACUAAUUAUUCCAAAUUGAUGAAUUUAUAAUUGUAAUAUGACUUUAAAUCUAUCUGUACUGGAGUUGAAUCUAAGAACAUCUGUGGGU